GAGCCCGGCAGAGCCCAGCCCGGCCCCCUCGGCGCCGCCAGACGGUGGCGGGCCGGGCUGAGGCGCUGCUGGGAAGCGCAUCCCGCCCCGCUCCGCCCCGGCAGCCGCGGCCAUGACCGACAACAUCCCGCUGCAGCCGGUCCGGCAGAAGAAGCGGAUGGACAGCAAGCACCGCAGCGGGUGUUGUGAGUGCUUAAGAUGCUGUGGAAGGAGAGACCCGAGGCCUCGUACUGUUUGGCUUGGCCAUCCAGAGAAGAGGGACCAGAGAUACCCUCGCAAUGUGAUCAACAAUCAGAAAUACAACUUUUUUACGUUUCUCCCUGGGGUGUUGUUUAACCAGUUCAAAUACUUCUUCAACCUUUAUUUCUUGCUUUUGGCCUGCUCACAAUUUGUCGUUGAAAUGAGGCUUGGUGCACUUUACACAUACUGGGUUCCUCUGGGAUUUGUGCUUGCCGUUACCGUCAUCCGAGAGGCCGCGGAGGAGAUCCGAUGUUACAUGCGCGACAAGGAAGUGAACUCGCAGAUCUACAGCAAGCUCACAGCGAGAGGGACUGUGAAGGUGAAGAGCUCCAACAUACAAGUAGGCGACCUCAUCAUUGUCGAAAAGAACCAGCGGGUCCCUGCUGACAUGAUCUUCCUGAGGACGUCGGAGAAGAAUGGGUCUUGUUUCCUUCGCACUGACCAGCUGGAUGGUGAGACAGACUGGAAACUGCGGCUGCCUGUGACCUGUACUCAGAGACUGCCAACCGCUUCUGACCUACUGCAAAUCCGAUCCUAUGUGUAUGCAGAAGAACCCAAUAUCGAUAUACAUAAUUUUGUUGGGACCUUCACAAGGGAAGACAGUGACCCUCCAGUGAAUGAAAGUUUAAGCAUAGAAAACACCCUAUGGGCCAGCACAGUGAUUGCAUCAGGUACUGUUGUGGGAGUUGUCCUCUACACUGGGAGGGAACUGCGCAGCGUGAUGAAUACUUCAAACCCAAGAAGUAAGAUUGGUCUUUUUGACUUGGAAGUGAACUGUCUUACCAAGAUCCUUUUUGGGGCUCUUGUGGUGGUCUCGCUUGUCAUGGUGGCCCUUCAGCACUUUGCUGGCCGUUGGUAUCUUCAGAUCAUAAGAUUUCUCCUUCUGUUCUCAAACAUCAUUCCCAUUAGCUUACGGGUGAAUCUGGACAUGGGGAAAAUUGUCUACAGCUGGGUCAUCCGCAGAGAUUCCAAAAUCCCUGGGACUGUGGUUCGCUCCAGCACUAUUCCUGAGCAGCUGGGGAGGAUAUCCUAUUUGCUUACAGACAAAACAGGAACUCUUACGCAGAAUGAGAUGGUCUUCAAGCGACUUCACCUGGGAACUGUAGCUUAUGGCCUGGACUCCAUGGAUGAAGUGCAGAGCCACAUAUUCAGUAUAUACACACAGCAAUCUCAGGACCCACCUGCAGUGAAGGGCCUGACCUUGGCCACCAAGGUGCGUAAAACCAUGAGCAGCCGCGUGCAUGAGGCGGUGAAGGCCAUCGCGCUGUGCCACAACGUGACGCCCGUGUACGAGUCCAACGGGGUGACGGACCAAGCUGAAGCCGAGAGACACUACGAGGACUCGUGCAGGGUGUACCAGGCCUCCAGUCCUGAUGAGGUGGCCCUGGUGCAGUGGACAGAGAGCGUGGGGUUGACACUGGUGGGCAGGGACCAGUCCUCUGUGCAGCUGAGGACACCGGGUGGCCACAUCCUGAACUUCACCAUCCUCCAGAUCUUCCCCUUCACUUACGAGAGCAAGCGCAUGGGGAUAAUCGUUCGGGAUGAAUCAACAGGAGAGAUCACCUUCUACAUGAAGGGGGCUGAUGUGGUGAUGGCUGGGAUUGUGCAGUACAACGACUGGCUGGAAGAGGAGUGUGGUAACAUGGCUCGGGAAGGCCUGAGGGUUCUUGUCGUAGCCAAGAAGUCUCUGACGGAAGAGCAGUAUCAAGACUUUGAAGCACGCUAUGUCCAGGCCAAGCUGAGCGUGCACGACCGCUCCCUGAAGGUGGCCACCGUCAUCGAGAGCCUGGAAAUGGAGAUGGAGCUGCUGUGUCUCACCGGCGUGGAAGAUCAGCUGCAGACAGAUGUCAGACCCACUCUGGAGACGCUGAGAAAUGCUGGCAUUAAGGUGUGGAUGCUGACAGGGGAUAAGUUAGAGACAGCCACGUGUACAGCCAAGAACGCACAUUUGGUGACGCGGACACAGGACAUCCAUAUAUUCAGACUAGUGACUAACCGUGGAGAAGCCCAUCUAGAGCUGAACGCCUUCCGUCGGAAACACGACUGUGCUCUAGUUAUUUCUGGCGACUCGCUGGAGGUGUGUCUGAAAUACUACGAGUAUGAGUUCAUGGAGCUGGCUUGCCAGUGCCCUGCCGUCGUGUGCUGCAGAUGCGCCCCGACACAGAAGGCCCAGAUCGUGCGGUUGCUCCAGGAAAGGACCGGCAAACUCACCUGUGCAGUAGGUGAUGGAGGGAAUGACGUUAGUAUGAUUCAGGAGGCUGACUGUGGUGUUGGAGUUGAAGGAAAGGAAGGAAAACAGGCAUCACUUGCAGCCGAUUUCUCUAUCACUCAGUUUAAACACCUGGGUCGCUUGCUAAUGGUGCAUGGAAGGAACAGUUACAAACGGUCUGCAGCUCUCAGUCAGUUUGUCAUCCACAGGAGCCUGUGCAUCAGUACAAUGCAGGCUGUUUUCUCAUCAGUAUUUUACUUUGCUUCAGUUCCUCUCUACCAAGGUUUUCUCAUCAUUGGGUACUCCACAAUUUACACGAUGUUUCCAGUGUUUUCUCUAGUCCUGGACAAAGAUGUUAAAUCUGAAGUUGCAAUGUUGUACCCAGAGCUCUACAAAGAUCUUCUCAAGGGACGACCAUUAUCCUACAAAACGUUUUUAAUUUGGGUCUUAAUAAGCAUCUAUCAAGGUAGCAUCAUCAUGUAUGGAGCGCUCCUUCUCUUUGAAUCUGAAUUUGUGCACAUUGUCGCCAUUUCCUUCACAUCCUUGAUUCUCACCGAGUUGCUGAUGGUGGCGUUGACGAUCCAGACCUGGCACUGGCUCAUGAUAGUGGCUGAGCUGCUUAGCCUCUCCUGCUACAUAGCGUCUCUGGUCUUCUUACAUGAGUUUAUUGAUGUCUACUUCAUUGCAACUUUGUCGUUCUUGUGGAAAGUCACCGUCAUCACCCUGGUGAGCUGCCUUCCCCUCUACGUCCUGAAGUACCUGAGACGAAGGUUUUCUCCCCCAAGCUAUUCGAAGCUCACGUCCUAGGGCUGCUCUCCUUGCACACCAGAGACAAAUAUUGCACAUGGCUGAGAGACAAAAUCAUGUAGUUGUUACUAUAACGAAUACGUCUGAUAUUUGCGUAAAGAUCAUGUGGUAAUCUUUAUUACAUGCUGCUUUAUUGAAAAAAGACUUCACAACUGCCGUGAACAGAAACCUGACGAUAAAAGGAAAGUUUUUUGAGGACAGAGGCACUUGUUAGUUCAUCCAGUUUUUGUCUGUCAUUUUUGUUCGACUUAACUGGGGUCAAAUGCACGUAACUGCAGUGAUGAUGGGUUUCUCGUGCAUGGUUAAAAGUAUCUGAAAGCUGCUAACUGACCUUGCAAUUUACAUUUGACAAACUUAAGUUCCUUUUUUAAGUAUCUGUGCUGUUCCUUGCAUUGUGUUAUGUUGUUUUGUAUUAUUUAUCUUUUUUAUUCAAGUAGUUGUAUUCUUUUUACCUCUUGGAAAUACCUUAAAGUAGGUGAUGCACUAUACUGCUGACAGCUGAUUCCUGAUUUAUGGCAUGCUGUUUCCAUAAUGGGGCUCCAGCAUGUCGGAUCUACACACACUUGAGAAUCUGAGCUUGUCUGAGAUUUCCCUUCACCUUAAUGAUUUUGGACGUAUCCAGCCAUUGAUAAGUACAGACAAAUGUAGUCCAAAGUGAAAAAAAAUCAGUUUUGUUUAGCUUUUGUGCUUCCUGUUAAAAGGAGUUGCUGACAUGAUAGCUUUCCUCUGUAUUUAUUUGUAUAGGAGAAAUUUAUCUAAACUAAAGCAAAUCUUCUUUGGAAAAGAAAUUUGCAGUUGAUCAGUCUUAAAAUGUGUCGACAACGUGAGAAGAGACUCGUACUGUUCCGCAGACAAUGUGGCAGACGUGUCUUGAAUCCUUGGAGACUGAAAGGGAAGGUCACAGAGCUGCUGCUCCUCACAGCUACACGAAAUCUGUUUCCUGUUAGGGCAAAGCUGUGAAGAUGAGCUGCAAAUGAGCUGAGGCACUCCUAGGUGGAUAUUGUUCAUGAUCCACUCCCUGCAGAGAGGCGGUUUUUGAGAACCUUGCACUUGCUUUGCUCUAAAAGCCAAACUUGAAUCGCGGAGGCAGGAGUGGGGUUUGUAUGAAAGCGUUAGGCUCAUGUGCAGGGCAAAUUUUCUUACUGUUUUUUGGUUUUCAAAAAUUAAACUCAGUGAGUUCUGGUUUUAAAUAAGCACUGGCCCAUGCCGUAUCACCACGAGGAGAGCAACACCUACAUAGGCUGUGACAGGAGUUACGGGAACCUUUUGCUGUUGGGUCCACGCAUCAGACAUGGAUGAGCUUUUAGUGGGAGCCAUCCUCGAUUAAUGGCUGUUUAGUCUGUGCUAAAUUAGUUGCUUACUGUCUCAUUCCCACAUCAUAAAAACCACCGUUGGAGCUGGCACCACUUGGCUGCAUGGAGGGACCAGGAGCAGCAGAGCCCAGAGUCUGAGCUCCCUUCUCCUCUCCAAGGAACCUUCCAGGUCAGGACAACCACACUGGUGCGAGGAGCCGAAGCUCCCUGGUCGUCUCUGUGCGAUGCUGAAGCUCUUUAAUGGACUGCCAGUUUCUGUUGCCAUUGCUCCAGGCGUUCCGCUGUCACAAGGAGCACAAUGCUGCAUUAAAAGGUCUGGUGUGAACUUCAGUGGAAAAAUGGGAGUAUUGUUUUAACAGGAGAGCUGGAGUCUGUGUUGACCCACAGUGGUACUGAAUUUUCAGAUCUAAGACAGCCGUGGCUGAUGCGUGUUGAUUGCUCCGGGGAAGGUUUUGCACAACCUGACCUGCCUUCCUUGUUCUCAGUUCCUGUGAGUAAAUAUCAAAGAGGAGGGGAAGCAAGUUCCAGAAGAUUUAGAGAAAAAUUGGAUGUGCUUCAUAAUGCGUGUGGCUCAGGGUGAGAGGAAGGUGCAAGUGCAUAUGACCUUGUUAUUUCAUGUGGGGGAAACUCUUAAUUUAGAAAACUAUGUUUCAAAAUCCUUCAGGAAUAAGAGCAGCAAACACUCUUUAAUCUAACUUUUGUUUUUUCUUUUGUGUGAGUCUUCUGAUUAGGCUCUUGUCUGAACUCUACUUAGAAAUAGCCUUCAGAAACAACCUACUGGCUAAGAAAGGGUAAUCCUUAGUAUCCACCUUUUCGUAAUAUUUUGAAAAUCAGCUGUUUCCACCCCCCCACUUCUAUUUUUUUUCCCUAAAAAUAAUAAUAUAUGUUUCUACCUAUUUGACAUGCCUGUUCAUGUUGGGAAGGACCCUAGAAGUCUCAGUGCUUUGUCUCGUAGAGGAAAAGCGGUGCUUGAACAGCCGGUCUAUGGGGGAGUUGGACUAACAGCCUCUUGGAAUUGUGCUACUUUGCCAAAACGAUGCUUAAUGUUGUCUUUAUUGUGACUUGCUAUAGCUCCUGGACAGUGUUGGCCAUGCAGGUGUUUUGGAGUCCCUGGUCAGCAUUUGAUUUAAGUAGAUUUAAAUACAAGAAUUUAUAAUUUCUUUUUGUAACUUAUUGGGGAGUCCCUCUUGUCUGUUGGCAAGCACAUCACAUUCUGUAUCUUCCCUAUCCCUAUCUAGUGUGAAUUAGUAGUAAAAUGUCCUGCAAGAAUAACAGUGCCAUGCUACUGUAUGUAAAUAUUUGAGACGUGUAUAUGAUAGAAUUCACUGUUUCCUGAAGUCAAUACAGUUUACACUGAGUGGACCAUAUUUGCAAAAUAUUAGCUUACACCGAGAAAGGGAGUGAAUUGUGAUUUCGCUUAUAUUUACUGAAUCAUAACUUUAAUAAGGAACACAUAUUUAGUGGAAUUUAUAGUAAUCUGUAGCUGUGUUUUGGGGUGUGAAUUAUAUUCUUUGCAGCUAGUUUUUUUGCACAAGGUUGUAAAUCCAGGAAGUAAUUUCUGUCUGGGUACACACUGCAUUUCUUUAAAGCAAUCAGAACAUUAAAACUGCCAUCUAACAAGCCGCAGGAGAGGGGAAGGAUUGUUGUAUUUUUCAAGUUUAGCACUUUUGUCUGCAAUCUAUUUCUCUUAAGUUAUUUUAAAAAAAAAUGUUUUUAAAAGCAAAAUUGAAUACAUAUGUUCAUACUUACUGCAUAUUUGAAUAAAUGGAUUCUCUGCUGGAAAUUUAAUUUAAUCUUGUUCCUCUAGUAUGCUCAUAAUUUGUGCUUAUUGGGAGUGAAGUAUUGUUUUCUUCUUCUACGUAGUAUCUUGUUUGUAGCCUUACUUACUGUGCUUUCUAUUCCUUUUUUUUUGCUCUGGUUUACAUGCUGUAUGAUUCAUAUAUUCAUGUGCUUUGGGACUGUGCUCCCAGCGAUGCUGCAGGGUCCCUGUGUCUCUGCGGCCGACGCUCCGUCCUGUGUUGCUGCCGUGGUCCGUUAACGUGGGGUUUUGUGCCAUGCACUCUUUUAUUCUUGCGCCUCUGCAGUAAUUCCAGGUGUGUUGCAACCCUCUUCAUUUUUUUCCUUUAUAUUUGUUUCCUCCACAGAGCUUGUCCUGUUUAUCUUUGCGAACAUUUGUUUUGCUCAGCUCAUAGUGCAAUUGAAAUGCAACGUUCUUUAUUCGACAGCAGCAGCUUAAAUCUGUGCAGGCUCGUAUCAGAAGUGGGCUGGGGAGUGAUGAGUGACAUCCCUGGUGUCCCCUCGCUGUUGAGAACUACGUGCUGAGAGCUACAGCUGUGGCCGGACCAACUCAGCAGCACCAGAGGCGUUUUUCUGUGGUCUAGUGAACUAUCGCAAUUAAACGCCCUGAUGGCCUCUCUCGUCCUCUGCGACUGUUGAGGAAGGUUCUGUUACAGUUAAUCUGAGUUUGUCAGGGAUCCCCGGAGAGCGAGAUGUGCGAGUCCCUAAAGUGUGUCGUUUGGCUUGAUAUGUUGUUGAAAGCUGCUGCACCAUCUGACGCGCCAUAAAUCCUUGAUUUGCAGAAGCCGCGCUGCCCCAGAUCUGUGAACUCCCCUGGCACGCAGCUCACCAUCGCAAGUUCUUUCCAUGCAACUGUUCGGAUGGGCUUUGGCUCAUCCCCACAGUUGCGGGGGCCAGUCCAGUGCCCACUAAAAUCUUCUGUGUGAGCUGGAUGGGCUCUUUUUUUAUUUAUUGUUCAUUAUUUCAUAAUGAAUAAACUCUUUAAUUUGCAUGAAAUCCUGGGUUCUACAGCUUUGCCAAUAUGGUCCAUUACUACUGCCGACUACAACUUGUGUACUUAUAUGCCUUUGAGAACAUUUUUAAUUGUUAAAAUUGUUAUAAAUGUUAAUUUAAUUUUUAAUUGGGGAGAUGGAUUCUUGUGUCAAAAUGAUAUUUACUGUGAUGCCGAUGUUUUUUGUACCUAUCAUCUAGUUAAAUAAUGUGUAAAUACUCUUGAUUCAAGAGAAAUAUGAAUGCCGAUUAUUUAUUGUUCUGUGGAGUUACAUGUUUCAGAUGUGUAAAAAUUUAAAAGGGAAUGUUGUAAAACAAGGUGGAGAAAAUAAAUUUUAUGCAACUUCUUUACUUCA
Molecule: messenger RNA, 7712 nt
Organism: Columba livia (rock pigeon)
Lineage: Eukaryota; Metazoa; Chordata; Aves; Columbiformes; Columbidae
Gene: ATP9A
Product: ATPase phospholipid transporting 9A (putative)
Exons: 28
Coding region: 113-3256 (1047 amino acids)
Biological process (GO): phospholipid translocation; retrograde vesicle-mediated transport, Golgi to endoplasmic reticulum; endocytosis
Cellular component (GO): plasma membrane; endosome; trans-Golgi network
Molecular function (GO): ATP hydrolysis activity; magnesium ion binding; ATP binding
Source: RefSeq, a predicted model, not a curated record